AUGUCUACUUAUGCUCCUAUCUAUCUUUUUCUUGUGAGGGUUGAUUUGAUUGGUCAUCUCAGGCUUUUCCUUGCAUUUUACUAUCUGCUUUCAUCUUCCAGAAAGAUUCAAAAUUUGGCUGAUAGUUUGAUCCUUGAUUGCAUUGUAUUCUUGAUAUUGGAGCGCAGCAAAGAGACAGUGCCAAGCUUCUGGGUUCCGGUCACAUCCACCUCUGAGUGGUGUGAGAAGAAUUAUGAGUACUCUCCCUACAUUGCCGAAUUCUUUAAUACCAUAUCAAAUAUCCCAGGCAUGAUGUUGGCAAUGGUCGGCCUUAUGUGUUCCUCAAAGCAGCGGUUUGAAAAGAGGUUCAGUGUUCUUUAUUUGUCAAACUUGAUACUUGCAGUUUGGAAUCUCAUGUACCAUGCUACACUACACCGUUUGCUGCAGCAAAGUGAUGAGACUCCUGUCGUUUGGGAAACACUUCUUUACAUGUAUAUCUUGUACUCCCCAGAUUGGCACUAUCGCAAAACAAUGCCAACGUUCCUCAUCCUGUAUGGAAUUGUUUUUGCAAUAUGCCACUCAUGUUUACAGUUUGGAAUUGGAAUUAAGGUGCACUUCGUGAUCAUAUGUCUGCUUUCUGUCCCUCGGAUGUACAAAUAUUAUCUAUACACCGAGGAUCUCCAUGCUAAACGGGUCGCCAAAUUAUAUGCGGUUACCCUAGUUCUUGGUAGUUUAUGCUGGCUGUUUGAUCGUGUUCUUUGCAAUGAUAGCUGGCUUAUCAAUCCACAGGGACAUGCCUUAUGGCAUGUUUUCAUGGGUUUAAAUGCUUAUUUAGGAAACACAUUUUUAAUGUUUUGCCGUGGUCAGCAGCUUAGAAGGAACCCGAAAGUAGUGCAGUGGAUGGGAAUUCUGCCUUAUGUUACCACUCAAAAGGAGAAAUCCCUUUGA
This is a messenger RNA of Oldenlandia corymbosa var. corymbosa, 927 nucleotides long. The record is from the annotation of a GenBank genome assembly. Lineage: Eukaryota; Viridiplantae; Streptophyta; Magnoliopsida; Gentianales; Rubiaceae.